AUGGAAGCCAUCAAUACCAUGGCGAGCGCUGCAACCAAGGCCAUAUGGGGAACAAAUGAGGCUAAGGAAGAGCCUGUCUCUGGCGUAUCCGGAAAUACCAGCAAUGGCGAACCUUAUGACGCCGGCAACAUCGAGAAUCCCUCCAAGAAAGCCGGCAUUGCGGACGACGCUCGCACGGCGCCUGAAAAGGUUACGUCGACAACCGCCUCUGCCGUGUCCGAAGAGACAUCUGCCACGACCGAAGACACCGUCAAACAUAAAGAUCAAAUCGGCAAACCUGAACUGAAAGAACACUCCGCAGAUGAUGCAGCUCCGCAUGACAGUGCCGCCGGCAAAACUGACACAAGGUCCCCGACUGACCCAGCUACCGACCCGAAACCCAAGGGUCAAGAUGUCAGUACUUCAGGGACAGGCCCCGCGAAUGAGGGCGACAAGCUCGACGGACCUGGCCCGAAGCCGUUGGAGGCGGUGGCCAAAGAACGUGGAGGCGACGCCGGUAGAGUGGAGGGCGCAUCGGGCGAUGGCGGUCUUGCCGGCGAUGCAGCAGCGGAUGAUGAGGAUGGUCCCCAGAAGAAGAGUCAUGGCGAAGGUACUGGAGAGAAAUAUGUGAAGAGUACCGGUCUAGCCGCUGAUGGUGGUGACUUUGACGCAACCAAGCCUGGGGCUGGCCGGGAGGCGGAUCGCCUGAUGGACGAGAAAGACCCUGCUGCUGCCGCCGCAAAGGCUGCCGCCGCCAAGCCGGGUCAACACGACAAGACCAGCAGUAGCGAAGAGCGAACUCACAGUCCCGGCGAUAACACAGAAAAGGAAAAGAAGAGCCUUGGAGAUAAGAUUAAGGCCAAGCUGCACCGUCACUAA
Molecule: messenger RNA, 858 nt
Organism: Colletotrichum chrysophilum
Lineage: Eukaryota; Fungi; Ascomycota; Sordariomycetes; Glomerellales; Glomerellaceae
Exons: 3
Coding region: 1-858 (285 amino acids)
Source: RefSeq, a predicted model, not a curated record